AUACAUCGCACAACAAAGUUCUGUGAAGACGAAGUAAAGCCUCGAGUCCUUUGCGCGCUUAUAUAUCUACAUGUGAGUCAGUACUUUUGCAAGCCUGUUCAGUGCCGCCAUGGCUCUAAACCAGCUGGUGGCUAAAGGGUUCCUGGUUCUUCUGGCUCUGGGUAUCUCGCAACCAGUGGCAUGUCAGCAAGUCGCAGCUCCGUCGUGUAUGAUGGAAUGGCUAGUACUGGCAUUGGGUGACUCUGAAGACCUUCAGAGAUACGAGAAUGUUAUUAAGACUACCGACCCGCCGCUGGACGAAUCGUCAGUGACACCUGAUGACGCAUUUCUCCUCGGAAACGUCUUUGGAGGUGAUGCAGUGGCUGGAAGUGACCAGCUGGCCACACAGUUCGUCAAUUGUAUAGUCCGUCGUGAGCCAAUGCGCUGUUCCUCGCGGCGUCCGUGUGGAGCGAAUGGCCAAUGCGUUGCCAUAGCAAUGGGACCUGGUGAGCAGUCGUACGCCUGCGAAUGUUCCGAUGGUUACCGAGGUGAUCGAUGCGCUGAAGCUGUUGCUCCUCCAGCGCCUCCCAUGCGAGCGCCAUCACCGGGCAAGAUUGAGGAAAUCCUCCGCAAACUUGCAUCGCUGGAGACGCAAUCUUCAGCCAUGUCGCUUACACUCCAGACACUCCAGGAGCGCAUGGAUGCAUUGGAGACUCGUGUUGACAGUCAUAGCAACGUGGCAGCUGAUCUCAAGAAGCUACAGGACAGCGUGAAGGCAGCAGAGCAAGCAUCGGCUGCCAAACAAAUCGAACAAGACACACGGCUAUCGGCAAUGGAGGAUGCAUUGCGCAGCCUGUCGUCCAAGGCACCUGCUGAAAUGGACACCGCAACUGAUGAGGCACAGCCACAUGCAACUACGGAGAGUCCAGCGGCCCCGGGUAACAACAUGCAAACGACACCAAGCCCGGCGAAUCUUCCCGGAUCCUGUCGUGAAGUGCAGCAGCGGGGUAUCACAACAUCUGGCCAACAUAGAAUACGGACAGCGGACGGACAAAGCAUCCAGGUGUAUUGCGAGAUGUCGAGACGAGGAGGUGGUUGGACAAGGAUUGGCAACAUCGAUGUGGAGGAUCAUGGAAGUUGUCCAGGAUCCUUGGUGCGGAGUAGGCAUAGCAGAGCCAUGUGCGGCAGACCCUCGGACAGCACUGGCGGCUGUUCGCUAGCUCGAUUUUCAGCCAAUUUCGGAUCGUACACGGAGGUGAUGGGCUUCGUGACUGGAUACAGGAAAGGAGCAGUUGACGCGUUUUCUGGAAGUCGGUAUGACCCCAUCACGGGGCCAUAUUUGGAUGGUGUAUCUAUUACGUAUGGCGUUCUAGGAGGCGAUAGCCAUCAGGAGCGUGUCCAUCAUCUUUGGUCCUACGCCGCCGGUUUCGCCCCUACCUACCGUAGUUAUGCCCAAUACAUGUGCCCGUGUAGUCACGGGUCGACUGGCCCUCUUCCAGACUACGUGCAAGGUCAUUGGUACUGCACUGACUACGGCGUUCACUGGCAGCCAUGGCAAUUCCGCCCGCGAAACCACCUCUGGUCCGCCAGUGGAUCUUGCCAUCGCCCGAGCCAGUGUUGUCCUGGUAACGACGAGAGACCCUGGUUCUAUCGCAACCUCUCCUCGCCGGUGCAGAGCGAGAUACAGCUGAGGCUCUGUCUGGAUGAGCUGCCGGACAAUGAAGAUAUUGUGAUAGAUCGUGCCGCCAUUUUCGUACGCUAGGUCAGCCCGUGCGUGCUGCACACAAAAGGUUUCUUUCUUUACUAAAUCUUUAGAAUUAUACAAUGUUAUCCUGCUGUUUUUGAGACUCGUAUAUCGGAUCUCUUCUCUUUCUUGUGGCACGCUUCGUUUAAUACUAGUAGUGCAAUCAUAACGAAUGCCUGUGUGUGAA
Messenger RNA from Sycon ciliatum, 1910 nucleotides. RefSeq lists its product as uncharacterized. Gene Ontology annotation, molecular function: oligosaccharide binding. Bases 110 to 1741 code for a protein of 543 amino acids. The transcript has 7 exons. The record is from RefSeq and is a predicted model, not a curated record. Lineage: Eukaryota; Metazoa; Porifera; Calcarea; Leucosolenida; Sycettidae.